Molecule: messenger RNA, 1412 nt
Organism: Tripterygium wilfordii
Lineage: Eukaryota; Viridiplantae; Streptophyta; Magnoliopsida; Celastrales; Celastraceae
Product: WAT1-related protein At5g07050-like
Exons: 5
Coding region: 92-1267 (391 amino acids)
Cellular component (GO): plasma membrane
Molecular function (GO): transmembrane transporter activity
Source: RefSeq, a predicted model, not a curated record
ACUUCAAGCGUUCUUCCUCGACUUCUCUCCUCUUGUAACUCUCUCUCUCUCUCAUCUUCUUCUCCAUAAAUUAGAACCAAAAAAAACAACAAUGGAGGGAAAAUUAGGAAGCUUUGGGAGCUUUAUUCAGAGAUGUAAGCCAUACAUAGCUAUGAUUUCUCUCCAGUUUGGUUAUGCUGGAAUGAAUAUCAUCACCAAAGUGUCCCUAAACAGAGGCAUGAGUCACUAUGUGCUUGUUGUUUACAGGCAUGCCUUUGCCACUGCCGCUAUUGCUCCCUUUGCACUUGUCCUGGAGAGGAAAGUGAGGCCUAAGAUUACAUUCCCAAUUUUCAUGCAAAUGUUUGUUCUGGGUCUUCUUGGUCCUGUGAUUGAUCAAAACUUCUACUACGCCGGACUCAAAUUCACAUCGCCCACUUUUUCUUGCGCCAUGAGUAACAUGCUGCCUGCAAUGACGUUUGUCAUGGCAGUUCUCUGCAGGAUGGAGAUUUUGGACAUGAAGAAAUUGAGAUGCCAAGCGAAGGUAGUGGGAACGGUGGUGACGGUGGCGGGGGCUAUGUUGAUGACAUUGUACAAGGGUCAAGUGAUCAACUUCUUUUGGACCGAGCACAUCCAUGUUCACAGUUCCUCUGCUCCUAACACUACUGGUUCUACUGAUAAAGACUGGCUUAAGGGCUCAAUUCUGCUCAUAAUUGCUACUUUUGCCUGGGCUUCCUUCUUCGUUCUUCAGGCAGUGACUAUGAAGAGAUACUCAGCUCAUCUUUCACUCACAUCACUUGUGUGUUUCCUGGGGACUCUGCAAUCUAUUGCUGUCACAUUUGUCAUGGAACACGAGCCUAAUGCUUGGACUAUUGGAUGGGACAUGAACCUUCUUGCUGCUGCAUAUGCUGGUAUAGUGUCAUCAGGCAUUGCUUACUAUGUACAAGGGCUGGUGAUGCAGAAAAGAGGGCCUGUUUUUGCCACAGCUUUUAGUCCUCUAAUGAUGAUCAUUGUGGCAAUCAUGGGUUCCUUUAUUUUGGCUGAAAAGAUCUAUGUUGGAGGGAUUCUUGGGGCUGCGCUGAUUGUGGUAGGGCUAUACUCUGUUUUGUGGGGAAAGUACAAAGAAUACCAAGAAAAAGAAGAAGAGACAAUCCCAGAAGCAAUCAGAAUGGCUACCAUCAUGGAAACAGAUGAUAUUGAGAUGCAAAGAAGGAAAGAAACUAGUGUGGUUGCUGUUAGUGUUCCAAUGCCACAGCCACCCAUGACUGCUAGGGAAACACCAAAACCCUAGGAAAACAAAGUUUAAUUCAUAUAUAUAUAUACAUAAAUGUAUGUGGUAAUUUGAAGUGUGAAAUGAGUGGAAAUAGGGGCUUUUUUGUAAUGUGCUUCAUGUAAUUUGAUUAAAAGGAAAUGAGAGAAUUGCAGAACCUUUUUUU